Messenger RNA from Ilex paraguariensis (yerba mate), 1089 nucleotides. Lineage: Eukaryota; Viridiplantae; Streptophyta; Magnoliopsida; Aquifoliales; Aquifoliaceae. The record is from the annotation of a GenBank genome assembly.
AUGGAGGUGAUAGCAGCCAUCUGGACGGGUUACGUUGCUGUUCAAGACUUUCCAGUUUUGCCUAAAUUACCACGGUCAGCGUUGGCGGCGAUGGACGAAACCGGAGAUUGCUCUAGAGAUGAUGCCAGAAACUGUCCUCGAGGACACUGGAGACCAGCAGAGGAUGAAAAACUCCGGCAACUUGUUGAACAAUAUGGUCCCCAGAAUUGGAACUCAAUUGCUGAGAAGCUCCAAGGAAGAUCAGGGAAGAGUUGCAGAUUGAGGUGGUUUAAUCAACUAGACCCAAGGAUCAACAGAAGGCCAUUUACAGAAGAAGAAGAAGAAAGGCUUCUUGCAGCUCAUCGUAUACAUGGAAACAAGUGGGCACUUAUAUCCAGGCUCUUUCCAGGUCGAACCGAUAACGCUGUGAAGAAUCAUUGGCAUGUUAUUAUGGCAAGAAAGCAAAGAGAACAAUCGAAAGUAUGCGGUAAAAGAAGUUACCAAGAUAUUAUUAGUCCCUCCAACUCUCCCUCUUAUGGUUUUCGACGAAAGAAUUCAAAAACUCAAGAGGGUUAUGGCCCAAAAUUUCGAUUGGACAACACGCGAUACUUCGAAUUCCAGAACCCGAACAAAGAGCGAAUUUUCUCAGUAUCAUCUUCCAGUUCAUCCCCUUCAUCAUGGACUUUUGCCCAACCGGGUGCAAUUUUAGCUACAAACAACUCAUCUUUAGUAGAUUUAUUUGGGAGAGAAGACAGACAUCAAUUCCAUUCUAGCUCAUUUCAUUGCACUACACAAAGCUCCAACAGUUCAGACCAAUCUCUUAGGCACUAUUAUUUGAAUUCAGCAAUAUGUGGCGGCUACCGGGAUUCAGCUGGUGCAGUUGGGACUCCAAAUUACAAGAGAGUUGUUAGCCGAUUUGGGUGUUCAAAACUUGGUGAUUUUAAUGGAAAUAUUCAUGGAAUGAGCAAGAGGGAGUUGGUGGUUUAUGGCGAUAAUUCGCAGCCAGUUUCAAAUAUAAGGUCGACUGUUGAGCAAGAUCAAGGAGAUCAAUCCAUUAAAAAGAAGGAUAUUCCCUUCAUAGAUUUUCUAGGUGUGGGAGUCUCUUCUUGA